Messenger RNA from Microstroma glucosiphilum, 2997 nucleotides. Its product is annotated as ATP-dependent metallopeptidase Hfl. The transcript has a single exon. Lineage: Eukaryota; Fungi; Basidiomycota; Exobasidiomycetes; Microstromatales; Microstromataceae. The record is from RefSeq and is a predicted model, not a curated record. The coding region runs from base 196 to 2769 and encodes 857 amino acids. Gene Ontology annotation, molecular function: ATP hydrolysis activity; zinc ion binding; ATP binding. Gene Ontology annotation, cellular component: membrane; m-AAA complex. Gene Ontology annotation, biological process: mitochondrial protein processing; protein-containing complex assembly.
ACUCAAAGAUCAUCUUACCAUCUCGCCAUUCCACCCAACAGUCUACUCACCCACACACUCCUGUUCAGCGACUGUACUUAGUCACUGCAAGCAGCUCAGGCAGAGCUACACAAGCUUGCCUGGAGACCUGCUCUCCCCUCACCAUCGCGCAUCGUACCCUAUCCCCCUCCGCAUCUUUCCUACCUUGCACCCGCCAUGCUCCCUUCAUUAGCCGCUCGCUCAGUCUCACGUCUAGCGUCUGCCUCGGCCUCGUCAGCAAGCACCUCUUCGCGACUCAGACUCACGCAGAGGCCUUCGUCACUCCUCUUCUCACAUGCCCCCUCUCGCUUCGCCGCACCACCUCUCACAUCGCUGAGCAGGACGUACGCCACACCGGUGGAGGACCCAAAGAAGAAUGACAAGAGCAAGGAGAACAGCGAGGACAGCGAGAAAGAUAGCAAGGACGGUGCCGAAGAGAAGAAAGAGGCCAGCAGUGGCAAGGAAGAUCGGAAGCUAAGUCCAGAGGAGCUGGCCAAGAAGCGACAAGAGGAGAUUGAAAAGGCAUUGCAAGAGACCAUCCGUCAGUCGCAGGAGAGGCAACAACAGGCAUGGCAAGACCUCAAGGGCUUCUUCGGCCUGGGCGGCGAGCCUCCAAAGCCAUCCGACAAGAAGUCGACCAGCGCAAGCGAAAAGGGCGAGAAGUCGGAGUCCGACGACAAGAAGAAGAAGGAUGCAGGAUCUUCAGGCGGCCCAGCUGGUGGACCUCAAGAGGUCAGGCUCAACGGCAAUUUCUUGGUCGGUUCCGUCGUCGGAACAUACCUUGUCUACAAGCUCACAUCUCCCGAUACUCCCUCCCGCGAGAUUACCUGGCAGGAGUUCCGCACGGCCUUCCUCGAGAAGGGCCUCGUGGAGCGCCUAGUCGUUGUCAACCGCUCCAAGGUGAAGGUCUAUCUCACAUCGAACGCCACUGGCUCAAUGCCAGGCGGCAGCGCUGCAGGAGGUAGCGGUCAGGCUGCCUACUGGUUCUCUGUUGGCUCUGUGGAGGCCUUUGAGCGCAGACUGGAUGACGCCCAACGCGAGCUCGAGAUCCCUUCGAGCGAGAAGAUCCCCGUGGCAUACCACGAGGAGAUCUCCACUGCAUCGACUCUGCUGCACUUUGCCCCUACCCUUCUCCUCGCCGGUCUCCUCUUCUGGAUCAGCAGGAGAGCUAGCGGAGCAGCGGGUGGCGCUGGUGGCGGUGGACCAGGUGGUAUCUUCGGUAUCGGCAAGUCCAAGGCUAAGAUGUUCAACCAGGAGACUGACAUCAAGAUGAAGUUCGACCAAGUGGCGGGAAUGGACGAGGCCAAGGAGGAGAUCAUGGAGUUUGUCAGCUUCCUCAAGAAGCCCGAGAAGUACAAGAGGCUAGGAGCCAAGAUCCCUCGAGGUGCCAUUCUCAGUGGACCACCAGGAACCGGUAAGACUCUUUUGGCAAAGGCUACCGCUGGAGAGGCAGGCGUUCCCUUCCUGAGCGUAUCUGGAUCGGAAUUCGUGGAGAUGUUCGUCGGAGUCGGUCCUUCAAGAGUGAGGGACAUGUUCGCCAACGCCAAGAAGAACGCACCUUGCAUCAUCUUCGUAGACGAGAUCGAUGCCAUUGGUAAGGCUCGUGGCAAGGGUGGAUCGUUUGGAGGCAACGAUGAGCGUGAGAGUACUCUCAACGAGCUCCUGGUCCAGAUGGACGGUUUCAGCACUGAGGAGCACGUCGUUGUUCUUGCUGGAACCAACAGGCCAGAUGUGCUGGACCCUGCUCUGAUGCGUCCGGGACGUUUCGAUCGACACAUCGCCAUCGACCGACCCGAUAUCUCAGGCCGCAAGGAGAUCUUCAAGGUCCACCUCAAGCCCAUUCAGCUCGCUCCCAGCGUUGACCGCGAGAUGCUGUCGGAGAAGCUGUCGACGCUCACUCCUGGCUUCUCGGGAGCAGACGUUGCUAACAUCUGUAACGAGGCUGCUCUGAUUGCCGCUCGCAAGGGCGCCGACGGAGUGACAGAGCACCACUUCGAGCUUGCCAUCGAGCGUGUCAUUGCCGGGCUUGAGCGCAAGUCGCGCGUGCUCUCGCCCGAGGAAAAGAACAUUGUUGCCCACCACGAGGCCGGCCACGCCAUCGUUGGCUGGUUCCUGGAGCACUGCGACCCUCUGCUCAAGGUCUCCAUCAUUCCUCGAGGUGUCGGAGCACUUGGUUACGCUCAGUACCUGCCCAAGGAGAAGUACCUCUUCUCUACCGAGCAGCUGAUCGACCGCAUGUGCAUGACCCUCGGAGGACGAGUAUCCGAGGAGAUCUUCUUUGGCUCCAUCACCACGGGUGCACAAGACGAUCUGGGCAAGAUCACACGGAUGGCCUUCGAGAUCUGUGCCUCAUACGGUAUGAACUCGACCCUGGGUCCCGUGUCGUACCGUGCCGAGGAGCAGUCGAUGCACAAACCUUACUCUGAGAAGACGGGCGAGCUGCUAGACGCCGAGGUGCGCAAGCUGAUCAACAAGGCCCACGAGCGGACAACGGAGCUUCUGACGAAGCACAAGGACGAUGUGAAGAAGGUGGCAAAUCUUCUGCUUGAGAAGGAGGUCAUCACACGAGAGGACAUGCGCAACUUGCUUGGCAAGAGGCCAUUCAAGGUUGCUGACGAGGCCGAUGACUAUCUGGACAAGAAGGGAAGGCUGAACAGGGGCGAGACUUCGGCACCACCCCCACCACCGGAGGAGAUGGAGGGCGAGCCAGGCUUGGCAGCAUCGUCAAAGGCGGACAAGCCUUCGCUAUGAGUUGCGUCUUUCCUGCAUGUUGCGGUUAUACACAGACACCACUUUCACUCCCUCUCUCUAGGCUCGGAUAUCUCUCUUGCCAUAACCACCAUCGCCAUCAUGCUAUUGUCAUCUCUCUGCAUUACGGUUCCUGACUUGUAGAAUCACCACCUCUUUGCCCUCACUUUUGCUUCUUUCCCUUUCCAUUCUGGUAGAUUCUCGGUUAAUGUCAUGGCAUGCUGUUUGAGA